GUUUGAACCAGUGGAGUGUAAAGCUCAAAUUGUUUUAACAAAAAUUAAUUUUAUUAUUAUUUUGUUGUUUAUUUAAAUCCGAUUGCUAAAAUGCAUUUGCAUCUUUCAAAUAAAUGAUCGUAAUUCGUUUUUACGCAUUUCGCUCCAAUGUAUGUUCAAUACGCAGAAUAAUUCGCUUCACUCAAUAAUUUAGUUGAAGGCCUUUAAAAUGGCGAUAUGAAAAAAGAUGAUCAUAGUAUCAUAAUAUUUUUCUGUCACAGUGUCUUCUCUAAUGAUCGUUAAAUGUUCGAAUAAUACGUAUGUGUUUGUUGACAAUGAGAAAAAAGAUAAUGGAAGCGUUAAUGUUCUUUCUCUUCGCGAGUCAGAUGCUAUAUAUUUCCGAAACAGUGACCGUAUUACGCGGAUCGCCAAAAAUCUAUUCAUCAUCCAUCAGAAAAUUAAUAUGCAUCUCAGAGGACGACGGCGGCGCUCUAGUGUGGAACGACAAUUUAAACUGGCGAUAUUACACGAACAAUAGACAUAACAAUAACCGAUUUUUUAAUUUAAAUGGAGGUGUUCCAAAUUGCGAAAUAAAUUGCAAAAUGAAUGCAGACGAAGAUUGCUUAAAAUCGUGGGUACAACAGGAUUGGAGUCUCACGAAUUCUCUCAAAACACCCAUGGGUCCGGUAUUUGAUCAGCGAUGGGAAGAAUUUCAAGAAUAUGCAAACAAUCUUGAAGAUAGAUAUGAUUACGUAAAUCUCGAAAAUAUUACAGCAAUGCUUUCCAUUUCUAUUCGUGGAUCUAAUAACGCGCAUAUAUUGCUUUGUAAUGGUACGAAUUAUAACAGAGACCUUUGCUAUUGGAUUAUAAUAGGUGGUUGGGACAAUACUUUGUCCGUCAUACGAAAAUGCGCGACGGGAGUGCCUGUAGCCGGAAAAUUUCCCGAACUAAAUUCAGACUGCAGCAAAGCACAAGUAUCUUUCAAGCAUAUGCCGUUGUCUGCAAUUGAGUGGCGAUCGUUUGUCAUUACGUGGAACUCUGUAACUCGGAAUAUAUCCGUUUAUGAUACUGAUAACGUUAUUAUGACGUACGAGGACGUGGGAAAGCCUGAAUUUUCCAGCAUCGAUUAUCACAUGUUCAUUAAAAGCAAUAGAGAAAUUCUGUUUCGUUUUCAUAUAUACAACUUUCUGCACACAACUCUCGACAGUGCGGUUUUAACGAGUCCCAUCGUCCAAGUCGGUAAUGAAACAAUAUGUGUACAAAUGUUAAUCGGCCUAUGUGCAGAAUGCGAUGCACAUGUAGUGUUACGUGAUUCCACAAAUUACAAAGUGUUAGAAACGGUGAUUGCAAUGGGCUCAUCGAAAGCGGCUCAUGGCUUGCCUAUGUGGCAAUCCGUUCAAAUCAAGAAAAAUCUUUCAACGACAAGUUAUACUAAUGUGAUAAUCCAAGUGAUUCCUAAACUCAACACGCCUAGUUUUAAUCCAUUAUGGGCGAUAGCAAAUGUUCGUCGAUGUCCCACAAAUAAUUCAUUAAGAUGGAGUUAUAUGGUUAAUAAUCAAGAUUGGGAGAACUAUGAUAAAGGGUAUUUUUGGCCGAAUGCGACAUGUCAAAAAUUGUUUUACAAUAAUCAUAUCGUCGUGAAUUCUAUAUCAGAUGCCAAGCCAGACGUGAAACUGGAUCGUGUAGAUUGUCCUCAAGGAAAGACUGGUCCGCAAUGUUUGAUCUCUUGCAAAAUUGAUCUAGAUAGCUACGUUGACUGCAAGGAAACUGCAAUUUGUUAUAAAGAUGGUUGCACGUGUCUUCCGGGAUAUUCGGAAAGCACUUGUUCUAAAUCUUGUGAAUCGUAUACAUAUGGUUAUGGUUGCAAGAAAAAAUGUGGCGCAUGCCGCGACAAAACUUCAAUUAAUGUACGAUCUCCAUGUAACAAAAUAACUGGAUUGUGUUAUAAUGGAUGCCAAAAUUUUUACAUACCACCUUUAUGCCAACUAAAAAUAGAUAAUCUGGACCAACCUGUGAUUAACUUUGCAAACAGUACGAAUAUUCAGGCCAUUAUUACUUUUAAAUGGAAAAAAGAGUACGAAGAAAUACCAAUUUCUUAUUAUUGCCUUAUAGGACAAAUAGAAUCUAAUCAUGUGAUUUACCUAUCGUGGAUGAAGGUAUUUCCGAAUAUGACACAAUUGAUAGGAAAUUUUGAAAACUUAGCACCCGGUACUACUUAUGAGAUUAAUUGCUGUUUAAAUGUUACGGGAUCUCAAAUAUACAGUCCUUGGCAAAAUGCUGAGACGGAUUGCAAUCCGGUUGAAGGCUUUGAUGUGAAGCCCGGCGAAACCAGCUUGAGAAUCGACUGGUAUAAUAAUAAUGAUCAAUUAUAUCGAUGUCCAGCAAAUUGGUAUCGCUUGAUAGUUCGAAAUAUAGAUACUGAUGAGCAAGUCAUUAAUGAACAAGUUACGUACUUUCCCCGUAACUUAUCACGGUUGACAUCAUACACUUCUUUCAAUGUAUCUAUAUUUCAUAAAAAUGUCAAGCUAUUUUCCCAGCAGAUUCGUACACUUGAGAGCGUUCCAUCUAGAGUGUUAGAUUUGCGAGCGAUGAUUUCAUCUAAUACACUUACUGUGAUUUGGAGACCUCCCGAUCAACCUAAUGGAAAAAUAGUGCGAUAUGAAGUAAUCUUAAAGAUUAAAGAAUAUUACGGCUGUAAAGACUUAAAGUUAUCUACGCCAGAUAAUCACAUAAUUACUAAAUCCACAAAUGAUACAACAAUUACAAUUCCGGAUUUAAGUCCGUACGUGUCUUAUAGCGUACAGGUCAUAGCUCAUAAUUCACGAUAUAAUAGCAUGGAUACAGAGAUAAACUUUGAUACAAAUAUUUCUGAGAUACCAACAGAAGUAUUUAGUCAGCUAAAAGUGCAAGGCUGGAAACUAUCGUGGCAUCCGCCUGAAGAUUGCACGACGAUUUCGGGACCAAUUAAAGCUAAGAUAAAAAUACGCGGAAUCAGCAACGCUGUUAAAGAUAGGAUUAUUAUAACUAAAAAUACUGUGUCUUAUUCUCUCGAUUUAGGUAAAAUCGAACCAAAAUUACACGGUGUUGAACGAUACAUGGCAACAGUUUACGUAAUAAGAGAUUACACGAGCCUAGAAAAUGUCUUCGCUUAUCAAGAAUAUGAAUUUGAAACUCCACCAACGGCUCCGCCUAAUGUAAUCAAUCUGGAGGUCGUUGAAACUGACACUCGUCAAGUACCUGCAAUGAUACAUUUAAGAUGGCAGAGUCCACGUCCACCCCUCAACGGAAAACUGCAUUAUUAUACAAUUCAAUCAUGCACAAUAAAUCGGAGAAAACAGAAAAAUUGUCUCUCUAUUAAAGUUCAAUUGAAUGAGUUUUGUGACUUGUGGGAUAAUUACAUAUGCCAAACUAUUCAAGAACCAUCUAGAAGUGCAGAAAUUCAAGUUCUGGCGUACAAUAUGAAUGUUACUGAACCAAGUCCUUCGGUUUUCGUAACUGAUCAAAUGCUUAGUAAUACAACGCCAGAUCCACCUGGAAAUUACACUUUUACAAUUAAUGACAAUAGUAUAAUUAAGUUGAAAUGGUAUCAUCCUUGGAAGACAGGUGGUCAUCUGCAAUCUUUUCAUAUUUGGAUACAAGAAAUUUCUUCCAACCUGAAAAAACAGAGGCUCGUUUCACGAUCGCUACGUAACGAUGUAUACGAAUAUCCGGUGGCACAUUACAUGCGUAACUAUAGCGAGCGAUUAUAUUUGUUUCCAUCAACGCAGUACCGAAUUUGCAUUAAAGCUGUGACAGUUGCGAACGUGGCCAGCGAACCUGAGUGCGUAAAAAUACAAACGCCUUCAACCAUAGGUUUCGAUGGCGACCUAAAGGUCAUGGUCAAUACAUUUUAUUCUACGAUCUCGUUAAAUAUACCACCUGUCCUGAACGAUACAGACGACAGUAAGAUGCAUAUCAUCGUAAAAGGCCCUAAUGUCUGUAAGCAACAUUCAGAAGUACCUGAGAAUUUGCGUUCUCAAGCAAACGUAAAAAUGUAUGAUAUCGCUUGGCAAGCUGCUGAGGUUUCGACUAGUGAUCUCGCUGGUAAGUUAUUUAUUGUCGGCGACGAUCAGAUUUACGGUGGUGCUAAAAACUGUCCAUUGAAAUCUCAAGAAUCAUACGAAAUAGUGAUUAUUGUAACGGAACGGAGUUCAUCCAACAAGCCGAUCAUGCUUGCAAAAUCGAUCAGUAUCGGUGAGAUUCCACCAAAGCAUCACGAAGCGUGGAUCAUACCAAUUAUAUUAUUUCUUGUCGUGGCAGGCGCGGCUUUUUAUUUGUAUCGAAGGAAGAAACAGAAAUCGACUAAACAGUCCAUGCAAGACGAGAUGGUUUUGUCGCAGAAUAUCGAGAACUAUGAACACGAGACCAAGUCUGUGAUAUCAAAUUCGAAGCAGGAGCUCUCAACUCCUUCCGACAGGCAAUCCUUAUCACGAGCAACCACUCCAGAAGUGCCUCCACUCGCCGUCGAAAAGAAGAACGAGGAGACAGUGAAAGAAAUAACAUCGUUGACAAAGGUGAAAGAUUUCGAGGAUUACGUUAGAGAGGCGAUACAGUCGGGAUUGCUGGACAAACAAUACGAGACAUUUCCAAGGGGACAAACUCGGCCGUGGGAUUACGGAAAAUUGCUGCAGAAUAAAUCUAAAAAUCGAUAUGGAAAUCUUAUAGCAUAUGACGAAACGCGCGUGAUAUUAAAGAAACUUCCGGAUGACGCUUACUCUGAUUAUAUCAAUGCUAAUUAUAUCACUGGCUAUAAGAAAGAAAAACGUUAUAUAGCGACACAAGGACCCAAACCCAAUACAGUUAUUGAUUUCUGGCGCAUGAUUUGGCAAGAAAAUGUUCUCAUUAUUUGCAUGUUGGCAAACGUAAUCGAAAAUGGAAAAACAAAAUGCGAGCAAUAUUGGCCGGACAUUGGUAAGAAAAAGAAAUACGGAGACGUUAUCGUGUUAAACGCAAAGCACAACGUCUUCGCUGAUUAUUGCUUCAGAACUUUUCAAGUCACCUGGGGGGAAGAGACUCGAAAGAUAGAACAUUUGCAUUAUACGGCCUGGCCGGAUCACGGUGUGCCCUUGUACACACACUCUGUAGUCACGUAUUUAAAAAAACUAUUGGCGACACCACCUGGAAAUGGACCCGUGGUGGUCCAUUGCAGCGCCGGUGUUGGGAGAACCGGAACCAUCAUUCUGUGCGACAUUUGUCUCCAUCGAGCAGCGGCCGAAGGGCUGGUCGACGUAUUUGCUGAAACGGCAUCCAUCAGGAGCGAGAGAGCUAAUAUGGUAGAUAAUAAACAGCAGUAUCUGUUAGCGCAUUUGGCAUUGGUAGAAUGUUUGCUUUCCAUUCCGACCACGUUACCGUGUAACGAUCUGUUAUCGACACGAAUCAAGGAGUUAAAGAAACAACUAUCGAUUCAACAGCAAAGACUACAGAAUAUUGCGUGGCAGGACGAGGCUCUGCGACAAUUUACAUCUCCACCGUCCUUAUCAGAGCGUAACCGUGCCAAGAACAGAUUUUCAGAACUGAUUUCAGAUAAAGUCAGCAGAAUAUAUUUGAAAAGAUACCCGGCAUCGGACGAGGACAGUGAUUAUUUAUCUGCUGUUUACGUAGAUGGAAUAAGACAUCAGAAUCAGUAUCUAGCCACACAGCUUCCCAUGCCAUCGACAGUUAAUGAUUUCUGGCGAAUGAUCGCGGAGUUUAAAGUGGAACUCAUUCUCAUGCUACAACCACCUGAUCUUCAAGAUCCUACUUGCUGUGUGAUCGCUCCUGCUAGCGGCGAGUUUAAACCAACGCCAUACUUGAAUAUUACAGCGAAAGAAAUCGUGGAAUUUGAAUAUUAUACGUCACAGAAAUUGCUACUCGUUGACAAUUCGGAGAAACCCUCGAGGGAGCAAUUUGUAACUAUAUUAUGUUUAACGGAAUGGAAAUCUGGAAGGAAUCAACCACCGCCACCAGUAAUGACGAUGGUGACCCUUUGGCAAGCUGCGGAGAGAAUUGCGAGAGGCGACGGACCGACUGUCACACUUUGCCAUGACGGAGUAACUGGAUGCGGUCUUUAUUUAGCGUUGAGUGUUCUUUUGGAACGAAUGGCCGUUGAAAGAGAAUGCGACGUUUGUUUGGCAGUACGAGCUGUUAGACGAUCGAGACCAGACUUUGUUCGAUCUUUGGAACAUCUGGAAUUUUUGUACGACGCCGCAGUGACGUAUUUAGAAUAUUUUGAAACUUACGCGAAUUUUUCAUGAAACCGAAAUAAAUCAAUAAUGUAAGAUAAUGAAAUGGAAUUACCAUACAUACCACAUU
Molecule: messenger RNA, 6309 nt
Organism: Formica exsecta
Lineage: Eukaryota; Metazoa; Arthropoda; Insecta; Hymenoptera; Formicidae
Product: receptor-type tyrosine-protein phosphatase F-like
Exons: 32
Coding region: 300-6251 (1983 amino acids)
Biological process (GO): protein dephosphorylation
Molecular function (GO): protein binding; protein tyrosine phosphatase activity
Source: RefSeq, a predicted model, not a curated record